AUGCGAAGGGAGGUUCACGAAGUCGGAUUUCCGUCCAAAAAUCUUCAGAUUUCCAGAAAAGAGGUCACCACGACGCCCACAACAACAGAAACCACAGGUUAUUUCAGCGAUUUGACCGACUUCGACAUAGGUCCUCCAAUCGUACGAACAGCACCGAGAUUCGCCCAAUUGGUGACAAGCAAGCAGAAUCAGGUCUUUCGACCGAGCAACCGAGGACAAAGCGCAGUCCAUGAGGUUCAGAUUCAAUCGAGCCAACUCAAUCUCCAUCCGAACAAUGUUGAGCGCAGCCGUAGUGCCAAUGGGCCGGCCAAGGUUGAUGACAUCGAUAGUGCUGUUACAUUUUCGGACCUUUGGAGUUCGGCAUAUCGUGAAGCAGUUGAGAAUCUGCGAGAGGAAUUAGAUAUUACUAUUUUAAAGGGAAAGAGUGUUGCACAGUUGUUCGAAAAGCUUGAAGAGAUCGACAAGGAUGUCACUCAUGAGUCCGCUUUUGUGCGAGGUGUAAAAUACUUGCAUUCUAUGCAAAAAUUAGCAUUAGAUUCGGCUAGUCCUCUGGCAAAUCUUGAAGCGUUUGCAACGACGGUUGUCGGCGAGCUCAGAAGUGUGACAGCAAUCGCUAUCAGUGUUGCAGCUGCCGACGUGGAGUUUGGGAAGCAGAUUGCGGAAAUGUUAAAGCGGAUCUCUUACAUCGAUGAUUGUGACACCCUCGGUCAAAAAGCUGAUAACAAGGAUAUACACAAGGUAAUCAUUCUCAGAACUGUUUCAUAA
Molecule: messenger RNA, 765 nt
Organism: Talaromyces stipitatus ATCC 10500
Lineage: Eukaryota; Fungi; Ascomycota; Eurotiomycetes; Eurotiales; Trichocomaceae
Exons: 3
Coding region: 1-765 (254 amino acids)
Source: RefSeq, a predicted model, not a curated record